Molecule: messenger RNA, 2605 nt
Organism: Corticium candelabrum
Lineage: Eukaryota; Metazoa; Porifera; Homoscleromorpha; Homosclerophorida; Plakinidae
Exons: 1
Coding region: 15-2366 (783 amino acids)
Molecular function (GO): protein binding
Source: RefSeq, a predicted model, not a curated record
UGUAGUGGGUUGAGAUGGAUCAUAGCGAGCUGCGUUCUUCUUGCGAAUUUAGCGACUUGACCGUGCGGAUUUGUAGCCAGCAGCUGCAUCUCCACCGAUUUCCUCUUUUUUCGCGUUCCGAUUACUUUCGAUGUCUACAACGAUCAGGUAUGAGUGAUACUGCUCUGGUUACUCUCGAUCAUUUACCCGGCGGAUAUGAUACGAUGACGCUGAUCGCCGAUUUUUGCUAUGGGAUCCCUACUGAGGACAAACUGACAACUAAAAAUAUUGGUCACGUGACGUGUGCAGCCAUCUAUUUACAGAUGUCGGGAUCUGGUAAUCUUAGUGAACUAUGUCAAUCUAGGCUAAAGAAAUUAUCAAGUGAUGCUUAUAAUUGUUUGGAAAUAUUGGAGAAUUGUGCUGAUGUUGCAGAAGUAGCUCAAUCAGAAGGAGUCAGUACAUUUUGCGUGAAGACUGCUGUUGAGCAUUGGUGUAAGCUAAACAUAAAGGCAUGGAAUUGGUUUAGACAUAAGCAAAGACUCUCAUCUUCGUGGUUGUCGCAGCUGAAGAAUCUCCCAGUUAAUUGGACGGUUGCUAUCAUUGACUUGAUGCAAACCAGAGAAGAAAGGUGCAGUCAUUUGACUACGUACUUUGUUGCAGGAUACAUCGAUUUUAUAAUGCAGUGCUUUGCCGAUGUGAGAAAGACAGAAUCUUGUUACGCUGUUAAUGCUACACCGAGUUCUGUGGACGCAACACUUGACCUUAACCCUAACCCUAUCGCUAACCCUGAACCUGUACUACUGGCAGAUUCCCCUAGUCCUGUAGAGAUACCAUCUCUUUUGUCUUGCUUGUCAGCGGCUCCUUCUCGUUUGACAUCUGCUGCCUCAUCUGCCUCUGAAAAUGGUUCAGAGAAACAGAAAACUGAAGGGUCAGCUCUUUCUUCUACUGCAACUGCUCUAGAUGCUUGUUUAUCACGUGGUCAUUUGUUGACUGAUAGCGAGGAAAGUCUUCUCAAAAUCUACUUUGAUACGUUUUUGUCCUACAUUCCAGAUGAUGCGUUAAAACUUGAUAUUCCAACUGUUACAGCCAGUUGGUUGUCAUCCGUUUUACAAUUCUCUUCAGCUUACGUGCCACAAGGUGAAGAAAGGUUGACAGCUUUGUGUGCAAACAGCUACGCUCAACUUACUAUGAACGACGUUAUUGAUUUUACGUCUCGAGUGAUGGCUAAUCUAAACGAAAGUGUUCACACCAAGAGAUAUAAAGACUCUAACAAGGUUAUAGAGCUAUCUGAUUAUUAUCUCAAUUACCACGCUGAACGAGGCACAAUUUCUGCUGCUUGUUUUGCGGAAGUUUUGCAGUCAACGUUGUGGAAAUGUCGCUCAUCUUUUGACUCUCCGUUUGAAGCCCUGGAAAAGCUGUUGCAAUCAAAUGAAAGUAAAAAUGAGUCAAUUUUACAGGAAAAUGUUAUGACAAUAAUUGAACUAAUAGAUUUUACCAAGCUUAGUCAAGAUGCUUUAGAGAGAGCGUCGCAAAAUAGUCACAUUCCUAGUAGAGUUACUAUGAAAGCUGCCGUUAAAGUUUGUUCCGUACUUAGGAAUACACUUAGUGAAUCCCAAGCAAAUUUGUCUACAACUCGGGAUGAACUCAGUAAAUGCCAAAGAAAUUUGUCUACAGAACUCAGUGAAUGUCAAACAAAUCUGUCUACAACGCGAGAAGACUUUAGUAAAUGCCGAACAGAGUUGUCUACAGUGCGAACGCAGUUGAGUAAAGUAGAAGAAAUGCGUGUUGCUAGUGAGCGUCAAAUGCGACUUGAGACCGUGCGUCACAGAAAAGAGACGGUUAGACUACAAGGCCAACUUCGUGAAGCAGAGGCUAAAGUGACUAAGCUAGAACUGUUUCCUCGGUUGAACGGUACGUGGACUAUUGCAGAUACAAGAGAGCGGGGUUACUAUUCAGGCGGCUGGCAUGGACAAGACACACGUGAUUUAUCAUCUUCAUCUUUAAGCAUAACUCAGAUUUCCGAACAAAAAGAAAAGAAAGUAAUUUCUUUUACAGUAAAAGUUAAGUCACACAAUUCUCGAUGUCACCCUAGAGAGCAAUCGGAAUCUCGUGAAGUCAGGGUAAGACCAGCUUACAUUCUGCCGUUGAUAAAUGAUAGAGGUUCUGGACGUGAUGCUAAUGUCAGUAGUCAGCACUUAUGGGAAACUUGGUAUCAAAGUUUGAAAUCAUCACACAGUGGAGGACUCAUUCCUCCAUUCUUAGUGUAUGAUCUAGACGAUGCUCGUAUAUUUUCUCCUUGGACUAACUCAUAUUCGAGUAGACGAGAACUUUUUCAAUGGAGGAAAUCUUUAGAAGACCGCGAUGACAGUGAUCUGCCAAAAUUCUAGUGUAAAAGCAACUGUGCAAUUUGUUAGUGUUGCUUAUAGCAAUCUGUCAAUGUCAUGCAUGUCGGUACGUCGCAUGCAUAGUCUGCAUGAUUAGUUAACGGUUGUUGUAUGGUAUCCUAUGUGUGUUACUGUAUGUAAGUUUUGCGAGACGUUGCUGUGUUUGUAUUUUUUGUGUAUUUUAUACUAAAUAGUACUAGCAUGGACACCCGGACUGCCCAGGAAAUACAAAUAUACAGUGU